UCCUUCAUUUUAAUGUUUUUAUGCGCUAGUUUUGAACUUCAGUUUUUAAUGGAAGGAAAUGUCAUAGGCAGAAAUCCAUUCAGACGUGAAUAAAAUCAGCUGACUGCAGUAAGUGGGACCACUGGGAGACGACAUUUUUGGCGCCUACAAAACCAUUUCUAACGAAUCUUAUUUUGAAAAUAUCAAGCCGGAAACUAUUUGGAUACAGAUGAGCUGGAGCUACAGGACAGGCGUUUGCUAUGGCUGAGACCCACAGCUUACAGGACCUCCAGCAGCCGGCUGUGUCCUCCAAGGUCUUUGUCCAGAGAGACUACAGCUCAGGAACAAUAUGCAGGUUCCAGACCAAGUUCCCCUCUGAGCUUGAGUCCAGGCUCGAUAAGCAGCAGUUUGAGGAGACCAUCCAGACUCUGAACAACCUGUAUGCUGAGGCAGAGAAGCUUGGGGGGAAGUCUUAUCUGGAGGGCUGCUUGGCUUGUCUGAGUGCCUACACCAUCUUUCUCUGCAUGGAGACACACUAUGAAAAGGUCUUAAAGAAGAUUGGCAGAUACAUAAAUGACCAGAAUGAGAAGAUUUAUGCCCCCAAAGGCUUACUGCUGACUGACCCCAUAGAGAGAGGCCUCAGAGUCGUUGAAUUCACCAUCUUUGAAGACAGAAGUAUCGACUCUACGAGAUAAAACAAUUUUUACGAUAUGAAGAAAAUUCGAAUGCCUUUCUGACAAAGAGUCACCUACACAUGCUGAGGGUCCGGCACUUGUACUCCCACUGUUACAUGUAACCGAAACGACGACGCUUGCAUACUUCCUCUAAUGAGAAAACAAACGUAACAUGACACUUGUAAUCAUUGACAACGUACGUUAUUUAUGGCUGCAGAACAAUCAUCAGGACUGAGCUAAAACACUGAAAUAUACUUUGUAUUUAGCGCUUUUCUAUUCUGGAGCAUGAUUUUGCUUUAUGUCUUACCUCAUUGUGUAGGUUGGUGAUUGAUCAGAUCCGCCGUACCUGUUUCACAGUGUGUAGUCAGACCUCAUCGCCUAAAUUAUAUGUAAACCUUUAAUGUGAUCUUUUUUUCUUCUAAUUUAUACUCCGGUUACCUCUCUGUAUGUUUGUACUUGCCUUUUCUUGUCUUUUUAUACUCAAGACGUCUAAAACGUUGAUCAGACUUUAUGAAAUGUGCCAUCAUGUUCAUUGCCACCAUCUCCACGUUCAUCACAAGCAAUUUGAGGUAUUGUUUUGAAGAUGUAAAGACAGUUAAUAUGUUGUGAAGACCUUAAACAGAUACAGAUUGUGUUUAAAUUGUUGGCAGAGAUGGUUGCAACCUUUGCUGAACCCAUGUUUCCUGUUAUGUUUAAGAAUGUACGGGUUUGGGCUUAGGAACAUGUCUUAGAAGUUGUACAUUCUAGAUGUUUCUGGUUUUGAAAAUAGAGCAUGUUUACCAAGUUCACCUCUAAUUAUACCCGGUACAUUUUGAGAACUCUCAUUUCUGUGACAGUAUAUUAGUUAAGCCAUAUUCAUUAUACAUCACAAGUCCUAUUAUUAUUAAUUAGUAUUAAGGUUAGAUGGUUAGAGCCGUACAGCAGAUUGUUUGGAUUUUGUUUGAGGGAUACGUGUCCUUAAUUGUCAUGUUUUAUUGAAAUAAAUUGUAGUUACCUGAAAUGUUAA
Girardinichthys multiradiatus is the source of this 1659-nucleotide messenger RNA. It is a transcript of the gene golga7, whose product is annotated as golgin A7. Gene Ontology annotation, cellular component: palmitoyltransferase complex; Golgi stack. The record is from RefSeq and is a predicted model, not a curated record. The transcript is spliced from 5 exons. Gene Ontology annotation, biological process: peptidyl-L-cysteine S-palmitoylation; protein targeting to membrane; Golgi to plasma membrane protein transport. Lineage: Eukaryota; Metazoa; Chordata; Actinopteri; Cyprinodontiformes; Goodeidae. Bases 240 to 674 code for a protein of 144 amino acids.